AACGCAGUGAAAUGCAUCCGUUUCCUGCGAGGAAGUAAGUGAUUCUGGAUCUCUUCCACAGACUGCUAGGAUGGGUCUGACCUCGACCGAUAAAUAUAAUUUGGUACUUUUCGCUCUGGAAUUAGUUUCUUUUACUCAGACAGCAUGUGCUGGAGGAACAUGCGAAACUAUAUUUAAAGGUUUCUCCGACUGUCUGCUCAGUCUUGGAGAAAAUAUGAUAAACUAUACCCAAGAGCUGGACGACAGAGAAAACCUUCAGACCAUCUGCUCAUAUUGGGAUGACUUCCACUCUUGUGCCUCCACCGCAAUCGCAAACUGUCAAGAAGGAACAGACCUUUGGGAAAAACUGAAACUGCAGUCGCGGAGCUUGAACUAUCAGGGAAGCUUGUUUGAAUUAUGCUCAGGGAAUAAUGGAGUAUCUCUAGUUUUAUUACCUCUGGAACCGAAGAUACUGCUGAUGUGUUUCUCCACACUCAUGGCUUGGCUUGCUUUUGAGUAAUAAACACGAUCUGACCUGAAACAAGUUACUAAAUGGAUAUUAUGCACCCUUAUUUCUCUUGGAAUGAAGCUAUUCAUGUUUUGAUGUAAAGUAUGUGAUUUAUGAUCAAUAUAAGACAUCGUGGCACUCUUUUGAAAAAUAGGCGUUGAAGAAUUUCCUAAAUUUGGAUUCUUAGUAGAAACUGUUUUAAACAAUUUCUUUAAUUUGAAGUUAAAAUACAUGGUUAUGGUGUUCCUGUGUAAAAACAAUUAAUAUUCUGAAUCAAGGAGCAAUUAAUAGCAUGCUUUUAAACAAAAUAUUAUUAUUAUAAUCAUUAAAUGGUCAAAUUUAACAUCCUUUAAAUUAAAGACCAUCUGUUCAAAUAGAAAAAGCUGAUUUUUAUUUCUACACUAAUACUUUUAAGAUUAAAAUGCCAGUUUUCAAUACCAUCAAUUAUAGAGGUGUCUUUUCUGAUGUUGAAUCUGGAACAUAUGACGUUCAAAUCAAAUAAAUCAUGCAAUGUUUGUAUUAAGAGCCAUCAUUUUCUUGAAACUGCAAAUUCUGUUGUGUUUUGGUAUUCUAAUUCAUUUAAGUAGCUUAAAUAAGUAAAUUUAAAACUGUAAAAAGUAGGUAUUCAUUAAUUAACAAAUUUUACCACCGCAUAUUUUUAUAGAAAUUGUACAUAGGCUGUUUUUUGUAAGCUUAUAUAUGCCUUCAAAUAGCAUUAUGGGAUGUUUGUCUUUGCUUUAACAACUUUAGAUGUUCAAAACUGAACUUUGUAAUUUAGCAAAGAGACUUUUUAACAAAUGUGUAGUGUAAUUAUUCUGUAAUUACACAGAUUUAUUUAUUAGUGCAAGUUACUUUUGAUAAAAUGCAGUUAAAUACACACAAUCCCACACUCAGGAUGGUGUAAAAAGGCUGUAAAAGGUUUAUUAUUUAAUUAUUAUUCUACACUUAAAAUAAACCAACAUAAUAAUAAUAUGAAUGAGAAAUUCUGCAGUUUAUAAUCAAUAUAAAACCAUGUUUUUGCAUAUUAAUAAUUACUUGUGUUUCCAAUAAACAUGCCACGUUUCAUUUUGAUUCUCUUAAGAACCUUUAAAGAACCUUUCCUAAAAUAAAAUAUUUUUUCUUACUGAUAUUUUUCUUCCUCAUUGAUAAAAGUGUAUUAAUCUAAAGAGUUCUUUUUUACUUUAAAAACAUCCUUUUGCACAAAAGAAAGGUUCCCCAGAAUAUAUUCUCUAUAUAUGGUGCUAUCAAUGCCAAUAAAACACCUUUAUUUUUAUGAGUGUAUAUUUUUUCACAGAGGCUGAGCAGUUGCAUGUGUUUAUUUAAAGUUACAGAGCCUCCAGCGUUCCUCUUUAAUGACAGCAGAAACCUGAACAUCUGUCUAAAGCCAUGCACACACUAUAUAUUAAAAUGGAGGAAACAGGAUGGAAUAUAGGAGAAGUACAGAUGCUCUUUUUCCUGUGAAUCCCGGCCCUCAAAAUAGGACCACGGCCUGGUUAUUAACACGUGCAGUGCUGAGGGUCCGAAGCGUUCCCCAAAGGCAUUCAUUCACUCAAGCACAUCUGUCUUUUUGUUUGCUAGAGACUGAACAAAAUAACAUCAAAUCUCAUUCAGUCACCCUGAGAGUACAAUGUGCUGUACUGUAUGUGGGAUAUGUUGCGUGUGUGUGGAAAGUGGAAUAAGAGUUGCUUGAAUUAUUUAAUCAAUAUCGUUUGCAGUUUUUACAUGCAAAUGUCUUGUCUCUGCUCUGUCUAUGCAAAUUCCAGAGCAGAAAAUGUAAGCGACUCAUGAGUGUUUAAUUAUUUAAAGUCUCCUCUGGACUCGGGACAGCUUCAAAAACACAAUAAACCACUCAGUUUGGCAUGAA
Messenger RNA from Danio aesculapii, 2351 nucleotides. It is a transcript of the gene nrn1b, whose product is annotated as neuritin 1b. Lineage: Eukaryota; Metazoa; Chordata; Actinopteri; Cypriniformes; Danionidae. Gene Ontology annotation, biological process: neuron projection extension; nervous system development. Gene Ontology annotation, cellular component: plasma membrane. The transcript is spliced from 3 exons. The record is from RefSeq and is a predicted model, not a curated record. The coding region runs from base 71 to 499 and encodes 142 amino acids.